Messenger RNA from Mytilus trossulus (common blue mussel), 3355 nucleotides. RefSeq names its product AN1-type zinc finger protein 6-like. The record is from RefSeq and is a predicted model, not a curated record. Gene Ontology annotation, molecular function: zinc ion binding; DNA binding. Lineage: Eukaryota; Metazoa; Mollusca; Bivalvia; Mytilida; Mytilidae. Bases 164 to 790 code for a protein of 208 amino acids. The transcript has 5 exons.
CUCCUUUUGGAAGAGGAAUCGGCCAAUAGAGUAAUUCAAUUCGCGUCACGUGAUAACAAUAAUAAGAGGGUGACACAUUGAGGAUAAAAGUCUACACGUAACAGAGAGAACAUCUUAAAAAAUUCAAGUAAAACAGAUACCUCCAGGAGGAUCUUGUUGAAUCAUGUCGUCUAUGGAACAGAAUGGUAAUCAAAAUCUUCCAUCAGUCGUAUUGUGCAAAGCUGGCUGUGGUUUUUAUGGUAACGAUGCAUUUGACGGAAUGUGUUCAAAAUGUUAUAAAGAUGUCCUAAAUCGGAAACAAAAUUCAUCACCAGUGAGUGGGCGUAUGAGUCCCCCGUCGAUGUCAGGUGAGACAGAGACAACUGUAACCAGUGUGACUUCAUCGCUGUCACAAACUUCUAUAGGAUCACAGGAAACGCUAAAAGAUAGUGUUUUAAUGACUUCAAUGUCUUCUCCCAGUGUAGAAACAGCCACACCAACUGUUUCCCUGCCAAGUACGAGUCAAACCAAGGAGGAAAAUAAAGAAGAGGAUGGGGCAACAGGUGGAGAUGACCCAGCAGAAAGCUCUUUACCAUCAGAUGAUAAGAAAACACCAAAGAAAAAUAGAUGUCAUACUUGUAAAAAGAAGGUUGGACUUACAGGUUUUCCCUGUAGAUGUGGAGGACUAUAUUGCAGUACCCACAGAUAUUCAGAUAAGCACGAUUGUAACUUUAACUAUAAAGAGAUGGCACAGGAACAUAUAAGGAAACAAAACCCUGUCGUUGUCGCUUCCAAAAUUCAGAAGAUUUAAAGACUUUGUGAUAAAAUUAUACUGUUUUCAUCAUGUCAGGAGUAAAUUACAGUCAGUUCAAACGAACCUUGCAAAUUUUAUAUUUUUCGUCGAUUAUGUGUGAUAAAAUUAUAUACGAUGUCUUGCUAAGUAUUUACUAUUGUAUUAAUAGACGAUUUAUUCAGUGCUUUUAAUUAUAUUUGCGUUUUUUUUUCUGAUAAUGUUUAAAAUUUGAAAAUGUAGACAUUAUUUGCAAAGUGUGUUUGAACUGGGUGUAAUCAACAAUGCAAAAAGUGAAUAUAUAUUUAUCGACAACCAUUGCAGAAUUACGAAGUCUGGAUGUUUUUUUUUGUUAUUUAUUUACCCUUGUUAACUAAAUAAACACACAAUAUAUGUCUGUUAUUUUUCUCAAUGUCCACCAUGUUUGAUUAUCUAUAUGAAAAAAAAUCAUGUUUCUCAAUUUUUUUGAAAUUUAUCAGUUUUUGAAUAAAAUCAUAUUUAAAUUUUUUUGUGACUAAACGUUUCAAGUUUUUAACACAGAAAUUAUUUUGCACAAUUGAUUUAUGAAAUCAAGCUGGUAAAUUGAAAGUUUGGUGCAAAUAUCUUUUUCAAUUUUUGUUACUGUUAAAAUCAUGUAAACAGGUCACAUUUCUUAAAUUCUCCAUCUUCACAAAUUUCAAUUUAUCCAGAAAUCAGUACUUUUGUCAUUUUGAACAUUAAAUGUGUAAUUUUUUUUUUGGAAAAAUCCUAACACAUAUGUUUAUACAUGAAUGUUUUAAUUUGUAUUAUUUUAAUUUUCAGGCUAAAAUAAGCCAAGUUUUAUGAUUGAGGAUUUUUUCGUUCUAUAGUUGUAAUUUGUUUAUUUAAAUUUGUUUGUAACGAUUGUAUUUUGUUUAAUAAUCAAUAUACUAAAUAUUUUAUUACUGACCCUGUUUGGUUAGUUCUGUGACAAGAGUUAUAAUAAUGGGUUUUUUAUUUUGCGAAAUUUGUUAAUUUUUUAUGUGUGCAGGCUUUACCGAUACGUGUAUAGUGUGUAGGAUGGCUGUAUCUGAAUUUCACCUUUUUGCUUAUUGUUACGAGUAUUGAAGUAAAUUCUGGUUGUAUUGUUAUCUAGGAAAUAAUUAAAUGUGAUGGGGAAAGUUAAGAAAUGGGAAAUAUUUGCCGAUAUGAGGAAUAAAAGUGUAGCUCUUGUGGGCAGAUUUUUUUCGCCUGUUAAGCUAUUUUAAAUUUCCUUGAAUGAACACGUUCUGCCAAUUGUGUGUAUGGUUUUUGGGCUAUUUAUAGAAGCAGAAUGGAGCAUUUUAUAGUGGUUUUGUUUUAUUUUUUCAAUUUGCUGAUUAAUAAACUUCUUUGGUUUGUCUGUGAAUGAAAAGUUUGUUAAAACGUAAUGAGGAUGUGUAAAAGAUUGAGCUUUCAUAAUUGAUGUUCUCUAUGAAUGCAUGAUGCUUUUCUUAGAUGUCAGUAUCCAAUUUAUAUCAAGCAAUUGUGUUAAAAUGAUUUUAAUCAUUUGACCCUUAGGGUCAAGGGAUGUUUAACAGAGACCUUUAAUGUUUCACGAGUUACUGUGUUUAAUAAUGCCUGUUCUAUAUUUGGAAAACCUAAACAUCAUUAUCAAUUUUAUAUCAUUUUGAAUGAGUAUUUGUACAUCUUUUUCUAAAUUUUUUGAUUUAAGAAUAUUUACCCCUUUUCUAGACCUAUCCAAUAUGCAGCUUUAGAUUCUAAUGAAUUGUGGGUAAUUUCAUUGUUUACACACCAAAAUGAAAAUAACGUUGCACCAUUUGUUGGUUACCCAAUUAACACAUUUUGUUGUCACACUUUUGAAAAUUAUUACCCAGAAUGCAAUAGAUUCUGAAAAAUUAAUUGAUUGGAGAAGGUUUAUUUAAGAUUACAUUGUAUACAAUUGCAAACCAUACUAGUAGGGUUUCGGUGCAUUAUCCAAAGUUUUCCGCGAAAUUUUAAAGUUCUAUUUCAUUACAAUUUUUGCAAAUUUUACAGAUUCUGAAGGUAAACUAGAUAUUUUAAAUCAUUGCAUUUAAAAUAAACUAUAAAAUAAAGAUGUACAAGAACUCAUCAUAUCCAUGCAUUGUAUAAUUCCAUUUAGCAUUUUAAAAUUUCACAUCUAUUGUAUGUAUGUCACCUGAUUUUUGGGAAGAUUUUGAUUGGAUGAUAGAAUAAAUUGAAAUUAAGAGAAAAGUGUGGGAUAUAUGCAAAUCAGUUGAAUGAUGAAAGUAUUUGCUGAGUUAUAUUUUAUGGACAGUUGACAAUUUUUGUUGUUAUCAUAAGGGGCUUUGGGUGGUUUAAUCUUUCAAACUUUUUAAAAGUGAAAUAUAGGCUUUGGGGGAGACACAAUUUUAAUUUAUUUUAAUAAAUCACCAUUCUACUCUUUCCAAUUUGCUGUAAUCUUCUUACAUGAAAAGUUAUUAACGACUGAAAGUCGAGAACACCAGAUUAAAAAAUGAUCAUCAUCCUCAAUGUCCAUGAGGCAUAACCAGUGUGUGAAAAUGCCUGUGUAAGAAUGUUAUGUUUCUCUCAAUAGAUUUAUAUUAUUAUAAUUAUAUAGGUGAUAUUAAAAUGAUAGCACCACAA